UCUAUCAUUAUUAGUCGUUCAUAUUUCAUAUCACUGUAUCACAUCAGAUCACUAUGUUGGCUUUUCAUGAAUUCAUUCCAUUUUUUCUCCCCAAUUUCUUCCUGAUUUUUUAACUUUUUUUUUCAAGAUUUCAUCAUGAAUUCACCCAAUUCAUUCACAAAUGUGUGACCAGUUUUUGAUACUAUUCAUUUUUUAAAGAAUGCAUCAUUUUUUCACACAUUCAUUGAGUCCUAUUUCACUUUCUUUUCACAAAUUUACGUCUUUUUUUCAUACAAAUUAAUUGAACUUUACCUUUUUUCAGUCUUUUUCUACAUUUUUUACUUUUUUUCCACGAUUUUUUUCACUUUUUCACAAAUUCUUCACCUUUUCCUACGGAUCCAUGUAUUUUCCCCUCACAUUUAUUUUUUUUUUCACCUGUUUAUUUCUUUUUUCACAACCUUUUUCAUGAAUUUAUUAUGUUUUUCAUUUUUCACCUUUUUCACAUUUUUUCACUUCUUUCCAAAUAUAUUGCUUCUUUUACACUAAUUCAUGCUCUGUUCUCCCUGUUUAGAAGACGUGAAUGAGAUCUUGCUGCUCACCAAUUUUUUCUCUUUGUACACAAUAUUUUCAUUAGGUUUUUCAUUAUUUUUUUCCAAACAUUCCAAACAUUUUUCACAAUUCCAUUUGUUUUUUCAUGGAUUCAUCACUUUUUUACAUGAAUUUGUUGCAUUCUCUUCAGAAAUUUUGCAAGAAGUCAUUAUUUUUUCAUGUUAUUCUUUUAUUUUACAAAUUCAUGGCGCUCUACCUAAGGAAUUGUCACGGAUAUGUCUUGCUUUUAGUUGGUUUUGGCUUUUUUUUACUGAAUCCCGUUUUUUUCUUCCACAAUUUCUUCAUGAGUUUUUUCCUUUUUUCUUUUUUCCCCACAAUUUUAUCAUGAAUGAACCUUUUUUUUUUUUUUUUUUUUUUUUUUUUCCAAAUUUUAUCAUCAGUUUUUUUCAUGCUUCUUUUUUUCCCAUCUGAUUAGUCCCUUUCUUCAUGGAUUCACCGCUUUACAUAUUCUUCUCACAAAUUUAUCCAUUUUUUCCACAAUUUCAUAGUUUUCUGCUACGCACGUUUGUCCCCACUUUGCAGAGGACCUGGCUGAGAGUUCACUGCUUAACAAGCUGCUCCACACCUCGCUGGUAGAGAACAGCCACCACGUGGAGGUGCUGCAGCAGGACCCCUCCUCUCCGCUCUUCUCCAUCAGAACCUUCGAGGAGCUGCACCUGUGAGUCCCCCAGCACCUGGCCUCGCAUACCCCACUUCCUAUAGAACGCCCUGGUUGUGCUUUUUCGCAGGAAAAAGGAGCUUCUGCAGGGCGUGUACACCAUGGGCUUCAACAGGCCAUCGAAGAUCCAGGCUAAUGCUCUGCCCAUCCUGAUGGCGCAUCCACCCCAAAAUCUGAUUGCGCAGAGCCAGUCUGGGACGGGCAAAACAGCAGCGUUUGUCCUGGCCAUGCUGAGCAGAGUGAGAGGCACUGAGAGGUACCCGCAGUGCCUUUGUCUGGCUCCCACUUAUGAGCUGGCCCUGCAGAUUGGCCAUGUGGCAGAGAAGAUGGGGCGGUUCUGCAAUGACAUCAGGGUCACCUAUGCUGUGCAGGGCAACAGAGUGUCCCCAGGCACCGUGCUGGAGGAGCAGAUUGUCAUUGGCACGCCAGGCACCAUGCUGGACUGGUGCUUCAAGCGGAGACUGCUCAACAUGCGGAGGAUCUGCAUGUUUGUGCUGGAUGAGGCUGACAUCAUGAUUGACACGCAGGGAUUCUCCUCCCAGAGCAUCCGCAUCCAGAGGGCUCUCCCCAAGAACUGCCAGAUGCUGCUUUUCUCCGCCACCUUCAAGGAAAAUCUCUGGAAAUUUGCCCUGCAAAUUGUCUCCAGGCCCAUCAUCAUCAAGCUGCGACAGGAGGAGCUCACUCUGACCAACAUUAGGCAGUACUAUUUUGUCUGCAAGAACUGGGAGCAGAAGUAUGAGGCCCUCUGCAACCUCUAUGGCAGCAUCACCAUUGGCCAGGCCAUGAUCUUCUGCCAGACCCGCCGGAGUGCAGACUGGCUCUCGGUGAAGAUGAUUCAGGAUGGGCACCAAGUGGCCAUGCUGACAGCAGAGCUGUCCAUCGUGCAGAGAGCUGAUGUCAUCCAGAGGUUUCGUGAUGGCAAGGAGAAGGUUCUCAUCACCACCAAUGUCUGUGCGAGAGGGAUUGAUGUGGCCCAAGUCACGAUUGUGGUGAACUUCAGCCUUCCCAAAGACAGCACGACCUGCCAACGAAAGCCAGCUUCCAGCGUCAGCGGGAUGAUCAGCAAGCAACAGCUUUUGGAAAGCCACCCUUACAGCAUCCUGCACGCUGUUCCCCCAUAG
This is a messenger RNA of Lagopus muta (rock ptarmigan), 2367 nucleotides long. RefSeq names its product ATP-dependent RNA helicase DDX25-like. The transcript has 7 exons. Bases 1348 to 2367 code for a protein of 339 amino acids. Gene Ontology annotation, molecular function: RNA binding; ATP binding; RNA helicase activity. Gene Ontology annotation, cellular component: nucleus; cytoplasmic stress granule. The record is from RefSeq and is a predicted model, not a curated record. NCBI's taxonomy places the organism in Eukaryota, Metazoa, Chordata, Aves, Galliformes, Phasianidae. Gene Ontology annotation, biological process: poly(A)+ mRNA export from nucleus.